CCCUUCCAACAUUCCACUUGCUGCAUGGGCAGCCAAUAGACGGGAACGCGUCCUGGUGAGUUGGACUGCAGAAAGAACAUGUCGCAACGGAAACGUCGAAACAAAAAGCCAUCUAAUUCUGCAUCAGAAGACCUGACAAGAAUAAUCGAAAAUGUCGAGUUUCAGUCAGAUGAUGUGGAGGGGGAGAGAGAUUGCGGGAGAGGAAGAGAGGGGAGGCCGCGGGAGACAGACCCAGGGACAAGGGGCACUCCUGUGAGUGAGUGUGAGAGCGUUAGCCUGGUAAAACAGAACGUUCCUACUCAGAAGACGUCCAAACAAGUUCACAUCGUCUUCCUCCCCGACAGAUAUCAAACUCUCAUAGAGGAGGUGGAGGACAGUGAGGGCAGAGAGGAGGAGGAGAGGAAAAAAGAUGCGAAGGAGAAGAGGAAAAAGGAGAAACAGAAGAAGUACAGAAAGAACGUCGGGAAGGCUCUGCGGUUCGGCUGGCGAUGUCUGGUUGCCGGGUUACAGAGCUUAGCGAGCGGCUAUGCUACACCCCUUUCGGCUGCAGCCACGUUGAUGACCGACGUCCACAGAACUCACCGCUAGGCAUGAUGGGACGGAGGACUAAUAUCUGGGACUAGACACACACAGUCUCAACUGCAUUGUAUGUCAUUAUUUCAGACUCCUUAACCGUUACCUAAUACAGUAUGUUUGAUGUUUACCGGUCUUUGUUUUGAUGUUUACCGGUCUUUGUUUUGAUGUUUACCGGUCUUUGUUUUGAUGUUUUCUAUCUGAAAGGGGAAUAAAGAGAGUAAUGAGGAAGAAAGAGAAGGAAUGAGAAAGUACAGCACUGUAGAAUAUAAAGAGGAUAGAAAAACAGAAAUCGAUAUAGAAUUGAAAAGAGCAAAAAGUAUGACGGGUGAAGGUCUGAGAGAUUAUGCGGAGAUGAGUUGAUAGGCCUUCAUAAAGUGUCUUUCAAAGUAAACAAUUCUACAGUAUGCACCAUACAAUACUAUUCAUUUAACUGGUUUACCUGCUAGAUUGAGAAAGGAUUGUGACCAGGGAAAUGAACCAAAAUGCCUGUCCAGGUUCUACCAUGCCCACCGUGGUACUAACCAUGGGUGUAUCCAGCAGGUCGCAACGUUUUUGGAAUGCUCAGAUAGAACUAUGCUUAUGCUUAUGUAGAUCUAACAUGCCUCAGAUAGGGAGUGUAUUGUGUUUUAUAGACCCUCCUGUGUUUUAUAGACCCUCCUGUGUUUUAUAGACCCUCCUGUGUUUUAUAGACACUCCUGUUUUUUAUAGACACUCCUGUUUUUUACAGGCCCUCCUGUUUUAGGAAACUGAUGCUGCUAAAUUGGUAUUACAGCUUUUCCCAAUUGUUUACACACUAAAACUGGCCCAUGAAGCCCAAUGACCCAAACCUGUAGAGGUAGAGGUGUAAAGGUGGAGGUGUAAAGGUAGAGGUGGAGGUGUAAAGGUGGAGGUGUAAAGGUAAAGGUAGAGGUGUAAAGGUAGAGGUGUAAAGGUAGAGGUGUAAAGGUGGAGGUGUAAAGGUGGAGGUGUAAAGGUGGAGGUGUAAAGGUGGAGGUGUAAAGGUGGAGGUGUAAAGGUGGAGGUGUAAAGGUGGAGGUGGAGGUGGAAAGGUGUGAAGGUAGAGGUGUAGAGGUAAAGGUAGAGGUGUAAAGGUGGAGGUGGAGGUGUAAAGGUAGAGGUGGAGGUGUAAAGGUGGAGGUGUAAAGGUAGAGGUGUAAAGGUAGAGGUGGAGCUGUAAAGGUGGAGGUGGAGGUGUAAAGGUAGAGGUGGAGGUGUAAAGGUGGAGGUGUAAAGGUAGAGGUGUAAAGGUAGAGGUGGAGGUGUAAAGGUAGAGGUGGAGGUAGAGUGAGAGGUGGAGAUGGAGGUGUAAAGGUGUAAAGGUGGAGGUAGAGUGAGAGGUGGAGGUGGAGAUGUAAAGGUAGAGGUAGAGGUGUAAAGGUAGAGGUAGAGGUGUAAAGGUAGAGGUGUAAAGGUAGAGGUGUAAAGGUAGAGGUGGAGGUGUAGAGGUAGAGGUGGAGGUGUAGAGGGAGAGGUGGAGGUGCAAAGGUAAAGGUGGAGGUGGAGGUGUAGAGGUAGAGUGAGGUGGAGAUUGAGGUGGACCAAGAACAAGGAGAGUAAUCUUUGAUGAAAUACUGGCGACUAUGGUGGAGUGAGUGGUCAACCAUGGUUUGACCUUGAGAGGCUGGGCAGAGAGUGCUGCCCAAUCUGAGCCGCUUCACUGUAGCAUCCAUCAUCCGGACAUUCCAAAAUGAGAAGAGGUUUGUACUGCAGACAUCGGACCUCUAGUACUUUUACUACUUGACAGUAGUACAACAUAAAGCACAGUAAAGACUGUAGAUUCCAAUACAUACUGGAAGGGGAAACAUAGUAAAUGUUUCAUAUAUUACUGUAUGUAUGAAACUGGGAGCUAUACUACUUUGUAACAUGUUUCUUGUAUACUGUACACUGUACUGUACGCUAUUUUGUUUUAAAGUUUUUUCUGAUUGCUUAGCCACUAUCUGCAAAACUCUUCAAAUGGCAUUUUUGCAUCAAUACCGUACACACAAAGCAUCAUUUGAAUAAGCACACAAAGCUCCAAUUACGCACUGAUGGUUUAAAUGAAAAACACUUGUGGCUUUUGCUUUCUCUGUGUGCAGGAUAUAGCAGCUUGCAAUACAGUUUGGUCAUACAUGUAAUAAACACACAGGUAUCCAAA
This is a messenger RNA of Salmo salar (Atlantic salmon), 2710 nucleotides long. Lineage: Eukaryota; Metazoa; Chordata; Actinopteri; Salmoniformes; Salmonidae. The record is from RefSeq and is a predicted model, not a curated record.